Molecule: messenger RNA, 1815 nt
Organism: Caenorhabditis briggsae
Lineage: Eukaryota; Metazoa; Nematoda; Chromadorea; Rhabditida; Rhabditidae
Exons: 8
Coding region: 1-1815 (604 amino acids)
Biological process (GO): protein N-linked glycosylation
Cellular component (GO): endoplasmic reticulum membrane
Molecular function (GO): alpha-1,6-mannosyltransferase activity
Source: RefSeq, a predicted model, not a curated record
AUGGAAACUUCAGAAUGGAUAGUAAUAAUUGUCAGCUUAAUACAUGUUUUAUGUGCACCUGGUACAAAAGUCGAGGAAUCUUUUAACACACAAGCGACACACGAUUUACUGUUUCAUAUGCCAACCAACUUGAGCAAUGAACAGUUUCAAGCGAUCAUCAUGAAGACAUUCAGUGCCAUCGAAACAGUCAGAUGCUUCCUUGCAAGCAGCUGUGAACUUUUCCCGAUCUUCUCCCACUGUCAAAUUGUAUUUGUCAACGCUAGUGACGAAUUCCGAGAGACCCUGAAAUCGGACCUUCGAGUAGUUGAAUCGGUACUUAUAUACGAGCUCAACCUUGACAGUGUGGGGGCCCGUUUCUUCAAAAACUCGUCAGAUGAGCAAGGCGGGCCUUCUACUGCAGAAGAAAUGGAGAUUAGAGAGAAUAUCAGAAGAGUUGGAAGCAUUUUUUCUGUGUUGAACCGAAUUUUACUUUUAUAUCGUAGACACACAGAGUUUAGCGAAGUCUCGUUUCAAUUUCAAGGUUAUCGAGACCGGAUGUGCGAAUUUGUGAUAGCUUUGAUCAUUUGGGUACUCAUGUGUUGGAAUUUAGAUUAUGACCACACUCAGUUCCCCGGAGUCGUGCCGCGCACAUUCAUCGGUCCCAUCGUCCUCGCGAUUUUCUCGUCUCCAAUGUCAAUAAUGUUCAGAUUCUGGGCGAUUCCUAAACCCUUCCAACUUAUGCUCAUCCGAACUACUCUUGGAUUGAUCAACACCGUUUCCGUUCUCUACUUUGCUCGAUCCGUUCAAUGGGGCUUCGGAAGAGAAACAGCAAUGUUCCUCCGAUACAUCCUCUGCUCCCAGUUCCAUUUCUUCUUUUACCUCUCCCGACCACUUCCCAAUUCCUUUGCUCUAUGCCUCGUAAUGAUUGUAUUCCAACGGAUAUUCGAGGAACGGUACAGAAGUGCUGUUCGCUACGCGACCGCCUGUGUGAUUCUCUUCCGAUGUGAGCUUGUUCUCCUCUUUGGGCCUUUGUUCCUAGGAUACUUGGUUCUGGGAAAGUUGAAAACAUUUGGGUUCGAUGGAGCAAUUGCGAUAGGUGUCAGGAUAGCAGCGGCAUGUUUAGCAUUCUCCAUCCCAAUCGAUUCAUACUUCUGGGGACGACCGGUGUGGCCGGAAGGAGAAGUCAUGUUCUUCAACGUCAUCGAAAAUCGAAGUCACGAGUAUGGAACCCAUCCCUACUUCUGGUACUUCUACUCAGCUCUCCCUCGAUGCCUGCUCACUUCUGUCUUCCUGGUGCCGCUGGGAUGUCUCUCCGAUUAUCGUGUUCCCAAAAUUCUCGUCCCAAGCGCUUGCUUCAUCUUCCUCUACAGCUUCUUACCACAUAAAGAACUCCGUUUCAUCAUCUACACAAUUCCGAUCUUCUCCCUAGCCGCUGCCGUUUUCUGUGCCAGAAUCUACGUGAACAGAAGAAAGUCAUUCGUUCGGAAGCUUCUCAACUACGGAAUCAUCCUUCAUCUCAUCGUCAACGUCGCCUGUACCUCUCUGUUUCUUCUGAUCGCAUCCAAGAACUAUCCAGGAUACGAUGCAUUCAACAAGACGGAGAAUUUGAAACCCGAAGAUCUUCAACACUUUGACUUCCUCACACUCGGCACCUAUGGAUCGAAUCUAAGAGAGGAAGUGGAGACGAAGUUUAUGAAAUACCAUCGUCCGCUGUUCUUUGUCAACGCGUUCCACGAGUACAAGAUCAAGACUUCGAAGAGCUUCCCAUGGGUGUAUCCGACGAUAGUUUAUAAGGAGAAGGCGGCGAUUUUGAAGAAUAAGAACUAUCGAUUCUGA